UUAAGCAACCAACAUGUAGGAUUCGUGACUAUCAAUAUUAACAACUCAAUUCAGGAGGCAGGAAAAGUCACAGAAUGGCUGUGGGUCAAAAUUGAGGUUCCAAAACUUUUUUUAAUGAAAUUAACCCUCUAUUGUGUGCUUUAUGGCAAGAAAAACCUUCCAAUCUAAGCACACAAAAAACUACUACUAGGAAUAUUUUACAUCACACUCCCCAAAUAAUAAAUUUCAUUAUCUAAUUUAUUUUCUACAGUAAUUGUUAUUUAUGGUUUAAAUUAUAGCCCUUAAUAUUUUAUUUUGAUUUAGUUUUGAUUCGAAAAUGAAUUUCUUUCUAGUUUCAAAUGAUGAAAGGCUUAGUUCGAUUGGCGAUUUUUCGUUUGAAAUCUGAUAUGAAAACUUUGCUUGAUGAUGAUAGACUUCUCAGCCACACAAUUGAUGAAAUCAUGCUCUUUUCCCGCAAACUGAAGAAUCAAGGCUAUCCUCAGAGUUAUCCUGACAUUUUACAACUACUGACAUCUGAGCCAUGCUUCACUGAAUGGAGAUCCUUAGAACAUCAAGGAGCAUUAGAGAAAAUGGAUAAAUUCUUAAGUCUGGACACCUCUUGGAAAUCCAGAUAUCAAGAUGAGAGUGAUAUUGAUGAUCUGCAUGUACCAGAAAGUGCAGAACUCUUUAUAACUCUUCUUUUAACAAUGACUGAAAGGUAUUGUAAUGUAUCUGGAAAAGACUGCCAAGUAUCUUUCCUGGAGCUACAAUUGGAACUCCUUGAUGACUUUCGUUUGAGGUUGCAUCAGUUAUCACAAUGUGAAAUGCAAGAAGCUAUUCAGCCCAACUUCUGUGGUAUCAUGAAUGCCAUACAUUACAUAGCUAUGGUGCUAGAGGAAUGGAACAAUUUGCCAUUUUUUCUGCAACUUCACACCUAUAGGAAAAAGAAAUUAGCUUGUGAAGCAAUUAUGAGAGAUUUGGAUAAGUCCCAGUUGAGUAUCAUGAAAGGCAGAGAGCAUCGGACAGCAUCAGAAGAAGAACUUAUAGAAGCGUCUGUGUUUGAUGACACCAUCGGAUUGUUGAAUCACAUGCAGAAUGAUUUCUUACAAACAAUGUGUGAUAGAGUCAUGCUGGAUAUCAAAGCUAAGAGCAGGCCUUAUAGAAAAGAGAAGUUAAAGAUUCGUGUACCUUACUAAACUUGAAUAGUGCACCUGCUAUGUUAUUGAGAGAAACUUUAAAGCAUGAAGAUGGCUUUAAGAGUAAAAGUAGCGCAUUGGAAGAACUUGGAGUAUUUAGUCUUAGUCCAUCUCAAGCACUCAUCAUUCUCUCCCAGAGAAAUCACAUGAGUGUAUAAUUGUACAUUUAUACUGUAUUGUAAAUUACUUCUUUCAGAGUAAUAUAUGAAAUUUUUUGUACAUAAGACUUUGAAAUAAAAUAUUUUAUUUAUUUAA
This is a messenger RNA of Parasteatoda tepidariorum (common house spider), 1430 nucleotides long. Lineage: Eukaryota; Metazoa; Arthropoda; Arachnida; Araneae; Theridiidae. The record is from RefSeq and is a predicted model, not a curated record.